Molecule: messenger RNA, 986 nt
Organism: Somion occarium
Lineage: Eukaryota; Fungi; Basidiomycota; Agaricomycetes; Polyporales; Cerrenaceae
Source: the annotation of a GenBank genome assembly
AACUCUACCUGCACGUAACUGAGGACAAAAUCCGGUUUCAAGAACCAACAUGCCGCACUUCUGCUCCAAUUGCGAAGAAUUCAACGCGACUCUAGCCUGUUCGGCCUGCAAAUAUACCUACUAUUGCUCCCCCGAAUGUCAACUGGAAAAUUGGAAGAUCCAUAAGAAAGGCUGCAAGAUACAGCAAGAGAUAAACAAAUUUGAGGCAAAGCAGAAGGCCGAGCCACCUAAGCGUCCUGCCAAAGGCAAAUGUACAGGUUGCGGCGUGAAGUUCUCUGAAGACUACUCCAUCAGCGAAGAAUGCCCUGACUGUGGCUACCAAGCUUGCGAAUGUUGCGUCUCCCAUCACUCUAGGGGAACUUGCUAUUGCCCGAACACGAACUUCGGUAGACACUAUUGUCAAAUGGAUCCCGCUUGGUACCAUGCAGAUGGUCGUACUGGUGCUUCGUACACUAGCGAUCGGCACCCUGAGCCAUUUCUCACCAGAUACCCUGAUGAGGUAUAUGAAACUGAACCAAGGGCUUGUACGAACUGUGGUGAAGUCACCAGGGUUUUCAAAAAGGAGUUCUGCGCUGUUGGUGCAUUCCGUUGAAGCACAGGGCUCGCCUAUUGAGACGCGGCUCAACAACAUACUCCUCUACAUUAUGCAUUCUUGGUCUCGUAUGCCGCUCCCGACUGCAUUGUGUAAUAUCUAGACGAUAUCUCGGGUCAAUGUGGGUCUUUCCCCCUCAGCAUCCGGCCUUGAACUGGAGGAUCAAUGCUUCAUCCACGGAGCAAAACUGGCCAUUGAUGCCAACCUUCAGGGUCACCCCUUAACGCUAUGCAUUUUAUGCAAGGCAUGACGAAUUCGUGAUCAUGUCAUUUUUUGUACCAAACUUCUUGAUUUCGUUACAACGCUCGCUGUGAUAUACGGGUACAAACAUAUGAUAGUAGCACAACAGCUCUACAUGUUUCUUUGAUGUGUCCAAGUCUAAACUCAAUAACUG